This is a messenger RNA of Haemonchus placei, 456 nucleotides long. The record is from the annotation of a GenBank genome assembly. Lineage: Eukaryota; Metazoa; Nematoda; Chromadorea; Rhabditida; Trichostrongylidae.
AUGGGCAACACAGUUGAGUUGUUCAAAAAUAGCGACAACAUCUGGAGAGCAAGAAGGAGACUGGACCUCUGCGAGGAAUCUAAAUUUCGCACGCUUAUUGCUUCUAAGACGGAACUAGCACGCUUAAUCAUACAAAGUGCUCACGAGAAGUACCACAUCGGGAUUGCUCAUACCAUGUCAAAGGUAAGGCAAUCGCUCUGGAUUCCGCGCCUGCACCAGGAAGCUCGUAGUCUCGUCAAUCGAUGUGUUAGGUGCAGAAGAUUGAACGCAGCAUCGUACCAGUACCCCGCCAUGACGGACUUAUAUGCAUAUAUGCAUUCUACUAUAGUCUACUUAUAUGCAUGUCGGGUGCAUAAAAGUCGGCCGUUUGAGCAUAUCGGAAUGAAUUUUCGCGACCUGCCUGGGGUACAGAAUGGAAGCUCCAUUUCGAAAGCUCACGGAUGUAUAUUCACUUGA